UCCAAGAUGGCCGCGUGCAUUUGAACCAUUUUAAUUCUAGCAGUAUAUGUGAAGCGCGCCAGGUUUCUGCAAAUCUAGUUGUCAGUACAUUUCAUCAGAGAGAAGCUUUGCUCCAGGCUCCUCUACAGCGCCGAGAGCACUGACGAACCAUUACUUUAUAACCAGAAAUAAUGUGGAUAUUUGGGACCCAUGUCGAACAUCUAUGAAGAGAGGCAAACAAUGAUUGCAGCAGGGGAUUUGCAGGAGUUUGUUCCUUUUGGGCGUGACCACAGCAAGCACCAUCCCAAUGCAUUGAACCUUCAACUACGGCAGCUGCAGCCUGCCUCUGAGCUGUGGUCCUCUGAUGGGGCAGCGGGCUUGGUGGGAUCACUUCGGGAGGUAUCGAUCCAUGAAAAGCAGAAGGAGAGUUGGCAGCUGAGGAAAGGUGUAGGGGAUCCUGGCGAGGAUGUGGAGUACGAUGAAGAGCUGUACGUGGCUGGGAACAUUGUGAUUUGGAGUAAAGGAAGUAAGGCUCACGCGGCUGCAGUUUACAAGGCCUUUACUGUUGAUAGCCCAGUUUUACAGGCAUUGUGGUGUGAUUUUACUAUAUCUAGUAAAACGGAAAAUGAGAAUGGUCAGGAUACAGUAGAGAGGUGUAUCUGUAUACUGCAAAGUUCCUGUAUCAAUGUCCAUAACACAGAAGGGAAGGAUUACAUUGCACCGCUACCAUUUCAGGUUGCUAAUGUUUGGCCAACAAAAUAUGGAUUACUGUUUGAGCGCAACAGUUACUCACAUGAAGUUCCCCAGAGUCCACCUAGAGAACCUUUGCCAACAAUGUUCAGCAUGUUGCAUCCAUUAGAUGAAAUAACUCCUUUAGUUUGCAGAUCUGGCGGUGUAUUUGGCAACGCACGCAUCCAGUAUGUUUCUGAUAAUACCCUCAGAAUAGUUUUCACCAAUACAGAUCCUUCAAUAGUAAUGACCUAUGAUACAUUGCAGUGCUUGCACACUGUGUGGGCUCUCCGCAAGGUUAAGCCAGAGGAACAGAAUGUGGUGCUAAAGUAUGCAGAUCAGCUUGGCACCCCACAACACGGGGUAACUGCUGGGUCACUGGCCGCACACCUUCGCAGUGUCUCCAAAGGGGAAUCCCCAAUGGCCUCUCCUUUCCAAAACUAUUCCUCACUCCACAGCCAGAGUCGCUCGGUGUCUUCCCCCAGCAUUCAUUCACGCUCCCACUCUCCUUCCAUCUCCAACAUGGCUGCUCUGAGCCGUUCGUAUUCACCUGCUUUAGGAGUGCAAUCAUUCUCUGGUGUGCAGAGGUUCAAUUUCUCCAGCCAUACACCAUCCCCAAAGAGGUUAAGUGCAAACCACUCACCUAACAGCACUUCCAGUGACUUCUUUACAACCGAAACAGAGCCCAUUGUUCCAGAAAUGUGCAUUGACCACCUAUGGACAGAGACUGCUGCUAGCACAAGGGAAAAAAAUUCGGAGGCGACAAAAGUAUUUAUCACAUCCGAUCUGUGUGGUCAGAAGUUCUUAUGCUUCCUUGUAGAAUCCCAACAUCACCUUCGAUUGGUAAAGUUUGAAGAAAGCAAUGAUAAGUCCCAGCUGAUAUUUGGUUCCAUCACAAACAUUUCUGCAAAAGAUGCAGCGCCAGUGCGAAGCAUUGACACAAUGGUGGUAUUGGAGGGCAACGGUAAUAUGGUGCUAUACACUGGAGUUGUUAAGGUGGGAAAGAUCUUCAUACAAGGUCUAGCAGCACCAUCCCUUUCCAUGUCUAAUCCCAUGCCAAGGCCCAGCACCCCCCUGGAGAGCAUUAGCACCCCUGCCAAGCCAAUUGGCAAACACUUGGCUCCCAUGGAUGAGGCAGGUUUACUGUCUCCUGUUCCUGAGCUGAGAGAUUCCUCCAGGCUCCUUGAGUCUGCCUAUCUGGAUGACUGCACUUUCCAUCAGUUUGGGACAUUUAUUCAGGCUGUUCGAGACCCUGUACACAACAGAAUAACACUGGAAAUGAACAAUGGAUCCAUGGUUCGAAUAAGUAUCCCAGACAUUGCAACCUCUGAACUAGUUAAGAAGUGCCUGCAAGCCAUUAAAUAUAUACUCCCAAAAGAAAUAGCCGUGCAGAUGCUCGUUAAGUGGUACAAUUCCCAUAAUGCACCUGGUGGCCCCAGCAAUAACUCUGAGUGGAAUUUGUUUGUAACUUGUCUGAUGAAUAUGAUGGGAUACAACACUGACAGGCUUUCUUGGACACGCAACCUUGACUUUGAGGGAUCUCUGUCUCCAGUGAUUGCUCCUAAGAAAGCCCGUCCGUCUGAGACAGGAUCAGAAGAGGACUGGGAGUAUCUUAUACAUUCAGACUAUCAUCGAAAUGUUGAGAAUCACUUUUUAGCGAAAGCUUUGAAGUUGGAUCCUUUGGAAGUUCCACUACCAAAUGAUGAUAUUCAGUAUGUCCAAAAUUUGGACUCCACAGCACUUCUUUUCAGCCACAUACCUGCAAUUUUCUAUGUUCUUCAUCUGACCUAUGAGGAGCUAAAAUUGAACACUUUAAUGGGAGAUGGGGUCCGCUCUUUGGUGGUUCUGCUUGUACAGCUGGCUAGGGAUUUCAAGUUUGGACCUUACCUGGAUUUUUAUUUCCGUGAUUAUCCAACAUUGGUUAGAACCACUGGGGAGAAGUCUCAUAUUGAGCCAGCCCAGACUGGUUUCAUGAGUUAUCCUUCCUUCUUCACUUCUGAACCACCAAGCAUCUAUCAUUGGUUAAGGUUCUGUCUAAAAGGGCAAACAAUGCCAGCUUACCCAUACCUGCCAGGCAUAUGUGAGAGAAGCAAGCUUGUAGUGUUGAGUGUUGCUUUAUACAUACUUGGAGAGGAAAAAGCUGUGUCACAUGAUCCUUCAAAGUAUUUAAUCAAAAUAACAGCAGGGCAAAGGAAGCAACAACAGGAAGAAGAAAGGAGGUUCAGCUUGAGGCCCAGUCCUACUGUUUCAAGCCUGUCUGAAAAGCUAGUGGUCUGGAUGACUGAUAUAGGUUUUACCCUGAGAGAUCUGGAAUCUUUGCCCUUUGGAGUUUCUCUUCCAAUCAGACAUGCUAUCUAUCGGUGCAGGGAGCAGCCUAUAUCUGACUGGCCUGAAGCAGUCUGCCUUCUCAUUGGACGUCAGGACCUUUCUAAACAAGCCUGUGAAGGAAACCUACCAAAAGCUAAAUCUUCCACAGGUCAAGUACCAUCCCCUGAGGUUCCUCCUUCAGGUGAAGCUGAAGAGGAAGAUGACGGUAUGAAUGAUUUGAAUCAGGAAGUGCUGUCACUGAUUUGGAGUGAAGAUUUGCGUGUGCAGGAAGUACGCAGGCUGCUUCAGAGUUCCCAUCCUGUGCGCGUAAAUGUUGUCCAGAUGCCUGAAGUAAGCGACCAUGAGUACAUAGAAGAGAAGGAAAACAGGUUAUUACAACUAUGUCAGAGGACUAUGUCUCUUCCUGUGGGACGCGGAAUGUUCACCUUAUUUUCCUACCACCCAGUUCCUACAGAACCACUACCAAUUCCUAAAUUAAACUUGACAGGCAGAGCUCCACCACGAAAUACAACAGUGGAUCUUAAUUCUGGAAAUAUUGAUGUGCCGCCAAACAUGGGUUGCUGGGCAAGUUUCCACAAUGGUGUGGCUGCUGGCCUGAAAAUAGCCCCAGCUUCUCAGAUAGAUUCAGCCUGGAUUGUUUACAACAAACCCAAAAAUGCAGAGCUGGCUAAUGAGUAUGCCGGAUUCCUAAUGGCACUUGGUUUAAAUGGACAUCUCACAAAGUUGGCAACUCUGAAUAUACAUGACUACCUGACAAAGGGCCAUGAAAUGACCAGCAUCGGACUUUUGCUUGGGGUUUCAGCGGCCAAGCUUGGUACAAUGGACAUCUCAAUUACCCGUCUUCUCAGCAUUCACAUACCUGCUUUGUUACCUCCAACUUCAACUGAACUGGAUGUGCCACACAAUGUGCAGGUGGCUGCUGUCAUUGGGAUUGGUCUGGUUUACCAGGGCACUGCGCACAGACACAUUGCUGAGGUGCUGCUUGCAGAAAUUGGUCGCCCACCAGGUCCUGAAAUGGAGUAUUGCACGGACAGAGAGUCUUAUUCUCUAGCAGCUGGACUUGCAUUGGGCAUGGUUUGCCUUGGGCAUGGCAGUAACUUGAUUGGCAUGUCUGAUCUGAACGUUCCAGAGCAGCUUUACCAGUACAUGGUUGGUGGUCACAAACGCUCACACGUUGGAGUAAACCGAGAAAAACACAAAUCCCCAAGCUAUCAAAUUAAGGAAGGGGACACCAUAAAUGUUGAUGUCACAUGUCCUGGGGCAACAUUGGCAUUAGCUAUGAUAUACUUGAAGACCAACAACAGGUCAAUUGCUGAUUGGCUACGGGCUCCAGACACUAUGUACUUACUUGAUUUUGUGAAACCAGAAUUUCUUUUAUUGCGGACCCUUGCCAGAUGCCUUAUUUUAUGGGAUGACAUCCUGCCAAGUUCCCAAUGGGUGAACAGCAAUGUGCCUCAAAUAAUUAGAGAUAACAGCAUAUCCCUUCAUGCUACAGAACUACCCUCAUCUGAGGACUUGAAUUUAGAGACACUGGCAGUAGUGAUUUGCUGCUCCUGUACCUACUCUUUAACAAAGGGUACCAAAAAGAACAAAGGGACCCAGUGGUAUGAGGAAACAACUGAAGAGCUUAUGGCUCCAACUCUUCUCCCAGAGCUCCAUCUGCUAAAGCAGAUUAAAGUAAAAGGGCCAAGAUACUGGGAAAUAGCUAUUGACUUGCGCAAAGGGACUCAGCAUCUAAAAUCGAUCCUGGACAAGGAUGGAGUAUUGUAUGUAAAGUUGCGUGCUGGACAGUUGUCUUACAAGGAAGAUCCAAUGGGCUGGAGAAGCCUUCUUGCACAAAAAGUCACUCACAGAAACUCAGAGGCCCGCACCUUUAAGCCGGAGGCGAUAUCUGCUUUCACAUCCGAUCCAGCCCUGCUAUCAUUUGCUGACUACUUUUGCAAAGCAACUGCUGAUAUGGGCCAGAAACAAGAAAUCCUAGACCUGUUUUCUUCCAUACUAUAUGAAUGUGUGACACAAGAGAAUCCUGAAAUGCUUCCAGCCUACAUUGCAAUUGAUCAGGCUGUAAGGAGGUUAGAGAGAAGAGAAACUUCUGAAACUUUUGAACUAUGGCAGAUAAAGCUGGUUCUGGAUUUCUUCAGCUCCAAACUCUUGCAAGAAAGAAUGAGGAAGAAUCUGAAUCGUGAAUUGUUCAUGAAUUCAGAGUUUUUACCGGUCAUGAAAUGUGCCAUUGAUAACACUCUAGAUCAGUGGUUGCAAGCUGGUGGUGAUGUAGCACUGCAUUCCUAUUUAGCUGGCCAACCAGUUGAAGAAUCUCACCAAAGUAUGUUGGCCUCUUUUUUGGUUUAUCACUCCGUUCCUGCAACUAAGCACUUAUCAGAAGGACUUAAGGGAAGUGAGAGCUUUUCUGAAUUGCUGCUGAAAUUCAAAGAAAUGAAGAUGCCAGUUCGAGCAUUAUUGAGGCUUGCCCCCAUAUUGCUGGUCAAUCCAAAGUCUAUGGUAACCUGAGCAGUGGGGAUAUUUCACAUGAGACCCGCGCCAACCUGAAGCAUUGUAGAGGAGCAUGCCUGGGGCAUUGUUUUGUUUAACUUUAUGAUGAAGAACUCCCAUCGUUUGCAGACUUCUGCAAUACAUUAGGCAUAGGAUGUGAACCUGCAGUUAUUGUUUUUAUUUUUUUCUUGUCUUAAAUGAUUAAGUAUCUUAUUGCAAGAUGACAACACAGUGUAAUGUAACAAGGACAUUUUUGUAAAUAAAAUUUGUUUAAAUAAAAUGUAACCUUAGCUAUUA
Messenger RNA from Bombina bombina (fire-bellied toad), 5823 nucleotides. RefSeq names its product anaphase promoting complex subunit 1 (gene ANAPC1). Gene Ontology annotation, molecular function: molecular adaptor activity. Gene Ontology annotation, cellular component: anaphase-promoting complex. The record is from RefSeq and is a predicted model, not a curated record. NCBI's taxonomy places the organism in Eukaryota, Metazoa, Chordata, Amphibia, Anura, Bombinatoridae. The coding region runs from base 190 to 5544 and encodes 1784 amino acids. The transcript has 44 exons. Gene Ontology annotation, biological process: metaphase/anaphase transition of mitotic cell cycle; anaphase-promoting complex-dependent catabolic process; protein K11-linked ubiquitination.